Messenger RNA from Halteromyces radiatus, 1579 nucleotides. Its product is annotated as tRNA A64-2'-O-ribosylphosphate transferase. The record is from RefSeq and is a predicted model, not a curated record. Gene Ontology annotation, biological process: charged-tRNA amino acid modification. NCBI's taxonomy places the organism in Eukaryota, Fungi, Mucoromycota, Mucoromycetes, Mucorales, Cunninghamellaceae. Gene Ontology annotation, molecular function: tRNA adenosine(64)-2'-O-ribosylphosphate transferase activity. The coding region runs from base 25 to 1395 and encodes 456 amino acids. The transcript is spliced from 10 exons. Gene Ontology annotation, cellular component: cytoplasm.
UUUUUUUUGAUCAUUUAGAAAGCAAUGAUCCGGUUUGAACAUGAAGUGGAUCAGAUACGAAAAGAUCACAAAAAGAUUUACAACCGUUUGAAAUCUAUACAAGAAGAUGCCUUGUUUGUAGACAAAGUAGCCCAUUUAUACCCUCAUUUGGCUCUCGUUGCUAAUGAACGAUGUGGUUCUUGGUACAUUAAUCCAACCAAGCACAAGGUCCAUUCAGUCUACUUCAAAUCUACAGAUGGACAUAUGGGUGAAUGGGAUUUCAAUGUACGACGAGGCAAUUUCCAUAUUAUUGAUAUCAUUGCUGCUCAUCAAGGAUGUAUCAUAGUGGAUUCAACAAGAAGAGGAAAAAGAAUACCGGAUGCAUUAUCAAAAACAAUUCCUAUAUGGUGUUGUGUCAUCAAUCGUGCUAUUCAACGUUAUUAUCAACAGGAACAACAACAACCUUUAUCAAAAUGGGAUGAUCGAUUUCAUUCUUUACCAACUGCUGUGUUUCGUUCAGAACAUGCUCAAAUUGAAGCCAGAUUGGAUGGUUUUGUACAGAAAUUAUGGGAUUUAGGUGUGGAUGUGGAACGUCUAGCCAAAUUACUCAAGAAACCUUUACGACCUAUUUGGUUAACACCUCAGUCUUCUCUUUCUGAAGCCAUGGAUUAUACGGAUUGUGAAUUUUAUCCAGUGAUCUGUGUCAGUGCAUCUCAAUUCAUUCAAGAUGGAGGUUGUCAAGCUCGACCGGAUGGUUAUCUUUAUGUCCAAGGAUCAGCGGAUGAUCAAGAAGCCUGGAGUAUGGGAUUAACAUGUUCAUUAUUCUGGACUCAUGAUCAAGAGAUCCUACGACAUCCAAGUACAUGUGAAACGACGGUGGAGGAAAUAGUGGAACAAGCACGACAAGAACGACAUCAACAACUUCAAGCCAAUGGACAAGAUCUGACUUUGUUACGACUUGAAAAUGAUAUCAAAAACACCAUGUUGACCAUUGGUAAUCGAUAUACUGGUUUGACAUCAUCCUUUGACGCUGUGAUUCAAUGUUGUUGCCUCACUACGAACAAGAAGAAGAAAACCUGGCUUGAUUUGGCCAUUCCUGAAGGCAAGAAAGGUCAACAUGUUUUGGAAAAGGCGAUUCCUUUGGCCAUCACCUUUGCACGACCAUUCUUGGCCAAUCAUCAGCGUAUCUUGGUGUUUAGUGUCGAUGGGAAGAAUCGUGCUGUUGGUAUUGCUCUGGCUCUCUUGGUUCAUUACUAUGAUGAAAAUGGCAACCUUGAACUUGAUGGUGUGAAACAUGUGACCAAGGAUUCUAUUCGGCAAAAAUUGAUUCAAUUGAUUGCAAGUCAUCCACAGGCUGCUCCAUCAAGGGUCACAUUACGAAGAGUCAAUACACAUUUUUUAUCCGUAAUAGAUUGAUAGUCAUAUAGAUUUAUUGAUGGUAAUAAUAAAGCGAUACUUUGGCAAAGACAAAACAAAAACAAAUGAUUUGAAGAGACUACUUUUUUUUUUUUUUUGUUUUUCUUUACUAAUAUAUUUGUGUAUAUGGGAUGGGCGACAGAUUGAUUUUUUUUUUGGAGAGGUGAUUUUGUAAAUAUUUUUU